Molecule: messenger RNA, 687 nt
Organism: Haemonchus placei
Lineage: Eukaryota; Metazoa; Nematoda; Chromadorea; Rhabditida; Trichostrongylidae
Source: the annotation of a GenBank genome assembly
AUGGAAACUGAAAUUAAACCACCGCUGAAAAGACCGUUAUCGUUCUCUGACGACAGUUUUGAAUGGGAUAGUGUUCGAGACGAUCGCCCUGAAGGUGCUUGGAAGACCUUGAAAGUUGAUUGUGAUGAAAAUGCUAUGGUGGUUCCAAAUGGUUUACCUGUCGACUGGGCUCCUUAUGGAUGUGAGCGUAGUCGUAAAAGCAAAAAGGCCCGUGUGGAAGCUGGCUUUCUAACAAACAAAAAAUCGAGCACCUUCACAGUUGCUGCAUUAGAGACUUACGCUCGCCUGGUGCCCUUUCCGACAGAUGGUACUUGCACCAGAAUGGGACCUAAUGAGGACUGGCAGUUGGACAGACUGGAUUGCAAAUUGGAAUCCUUAUUAGCCAAGCCUCCAUCGAAUAAGAAGCACGGUAUUUCAUUCCCUCCGUGGAAGGACGCCAAGCGAAGGGAGCGGAAACAUGAGGUGCAAAUUAUUCUGUUCACUCGGAUUACAAACGUCAAGCGUGAGUCGAAGCUAGAAGAUUUGAACAUUGAAGACGGAACGUUCUCAUGGACCACAUUUGCCAAUCUUGUGAAACCUAAAUUCGCCGCAAUGGAACCGAGUUCAAGAUAUGAGGCGGCGAAGAAGUUCUCAGAUAUACUCAAAGGCGAUCUCUCGGCUAUCUCAGGAACACCGAACCAAGAGUGA